Messenger RNA from Westerdykella ornata, 2071 nucleotides. RefSeq lists its product as uncharacterized. The record is from RefSeq and is a predicted model, not a curated record. Bases 257 to 1945 code for a protein of 562 amino acids. NCBI's taxonomy places the organism in Eukaryota, Fungi, Ascomycota, Dothideomycetes, Pleosporales, Sporormiaceae. The transcript has a single exon.
ACCCCUCUACCGUACCACUCCGAUCGACUCGAUCCCUUAAUACUCUAAUCCCGCUCGUGUCUGCCGCUCGGGCGCCCUCCAUUCAUCUCUUCCGACCUGAUUCGGCAUCCCCGUCGCUCCCUGUCUUCUCGCUCUCGGCUAUUGUCUUUCGAUUCGGUAUCCUUUUCGUACGUGGUUCCGCGCAUCCCUUUAGCUCGAUUUUCUUUACCCAUAUCCAACGACCCGCUUUCAAGCAAAAGAAUACAACUUCAUCAGCAUGGAUGCUGGCGGUCUUGCUCAGAUGACAUAUAACAACAAUGUUCAGCCCAGCGGCGGUCUGGCUCGUCCCAGCGCAGGUUUUGCCUCUCGCGGGAGACUUGGCCAGGUGAACCGCCUCAGCCUCACCUCUACCCCGAAAGUAGCUCCCAUCGCUGAGAAUGCGUAUCCCGACGUUCAGACGCCUCGCACCAGCCGCGGCCAUCUCCUUGCCGGUCUUCGCACCGCUCCCAAGACUCCGAGUUCUGUCCAGCCGCCUGCCUCGGCCCCGUACCACACCGCUCAGCAUAAUAUUGCUGUUAACCAAGCCGGCUAUCUUCCUCAGCACCUCGAUGCCCAGCAAAUGUUGAAGGGAGCCAACUACGGUGUUCCUCAGACCGCCAUGGCUUCUACUUUCGGAACCGCUGUACAUCACCAGCUGGCCCAGCAGCAGAUGGUCUACGGUCUGCCUGACCAGGUCCUCGCUCCUCCGUCGCUGGAUGAGGGAUCCGUUGAUCCCAAUCUUGCUGCCGAGCUCUUGCAAACGAAGCUCUACCUCGAGCGCAGGCAGCAACAGCUCCAGCAACAGCUUUACAAUCUCACUGCCCAACAUCUCGCAGAGUUGAAUAUGCAGGCCUUGCGACAGUCCCAGCAGUACCCAUCUACGCCUUUCACGCCUCAGCUCAACAACUAUGCACAGCAAUUCCAGAACACCCAAUUGGCUCAGGAAACUGGACAGCCCGGCGUGUAUCUGACCUACAAUCAGUUGACAGGGCAGUACAGCUACGUUGUAGAUCAGAGGCAGAUUUCCCAACAGCAAGGCAUCAACAACCUCGCACAGCAGUUUGCUGAGACGAAUCUGUCGCACUCGCCUCCCCCUCCAACUCCACGCUUUGCCGAUUCUCCGCCAAAGUCGGCUGCCCCCACGGUCCAGGUUUCUCCACCAAAUGAGUCCAGCCCUAGCCCGUGGGCUCGGAGCACUUCGCCACCCAAGAAGUCGUUGACCCCGCCUCAGGAUGUUGUUCCUCUUCCGCCACCAUCCGCUAAUGCAUUCCGUCGUGGCCACAAGAAGACGGUGUCAUCGCUUGCUCUGGACGGAAAGCAGGAGACACCCGAGGGUCCCAAAUCUGCCUUUGUGCGCCCUGUUGGAUUCCCCGCCACUCCCAUGACUGGCACGUUCGGUCCCGGUCAAGGCCGCGCUGGCGAGCACCCUGUUCGCCAGCCCAAGGGUCCGCCCCCGCUCGAGGAACUCCAGAGCAGCCCCACGUCCAAGCAUGAGGGGAGCAAGAACUUCGCCACGCGUCGCCGAAGGGCAGCCAUGAGCAAUCUUGCCAAUGCUAGGAUCAGACGAGGGGCUGGCAGUUCGGGAAGCAUGACGCCUGUGAGCGAGACUGAGAUGUCUUUCCCGGUGUCCGACAACGACUCCGAUAGCGUCCACAGUGGUGGGAGCGGUAGCCUGUCCGGCAAGCCCAGUAUCGGGAGUCUGCGAGCUGCUGCCAAUGGUGCCAUCGGCUCCGAACUCAAAGCCUCAAAGGAGCGCUCCCGCGAGCGAACCUCAACCAAUGGCUCCUACACGGCGAACAGCGUGAGCAGCGAUGAGGGUUAUGUUGGCGGUGGACUGGUUGAGAUUCGUGCGGAGGAGCCCCAGCGACGGAAGAUGCCAAUGCUGGUUCUGACCAGUGCUGAGAAGCGCAAGAGCACAGUGUAUUAGGCAAGGGACUCUGGAUAUGACGCGUAUGCGUGGGGUUCGGGACUCGCUCGAGUUGAUCUUCGAGGCGGGGUCCCUGUGCAUAAUCCGUGGUGAUUUUCCACGAUGUUCUUACGGCCAGUCAUGACU